This is a messenger RNA of Pleuronectes platessa (European plaice), 2342 nucleotides long. It is a transcript of the gene vat1, whose product is annotated as vesicle amine transport 1. Gene Ontology annotation, molecular function: zinc ion binding; oxidoreductase activity. NCBI's taxonomy places the organism in Eukaryota, Metazoa, Chordata, Actinopteri, Pleuronectiformes, Pleuronectidae. The coding region runs from base 340 to 1767 and encodes 475 amino acids. The transcript is spliced from 6 exons. The record is from RefSeq and is a predicted model, not a curated record.
CACACACAUACAAAGACGCCGAUCCGUGAGUUUCAGCAGCUCUCCGUGUUUUCCAGGCUUCCUCUGUCUCGUCCCACUCACACUCUCUGUCAGAGCGCGGCGUUGACAGCCACUGGCCACUGAUCAGCCCACUUUGUCGGGGUCUGUGUCUCCAUGCAACACUGCUGAGAAAGAAGCUCCGACUCUCGCUCUUUAUUUGUUGCUUUUCAGUGCAAAGCAAACACCCGCAGCCGAACAAGCGAGCCCGUGCACGGCAUCGAAAGCACAACAAGUGACAAAAGCCUCUUUAAGUCCAUUUUUGAUUCCAGACUCAACUGUGUCCCUCAGCUCCCUGCAACUAUGUCUGGAGAGGACGCACCUGCCCAGCAGCAAAACGACGUGGACCAGAAGCAGGAGACCAAACCAGCGGAGGAGCCCAAACCCGAGCCGCCCAAGACGGAGGUCGCUCCCGCCGGCGCGGCGGAGGCAGAGGCUGCACCCGCGGCCGCCACCGAGAAGGUCCCCGAGGAGGAGACGUUCAGCUACCGCGCGCUGGUGCUCACCGGCUACGGCGGCUAUGAUAAAGUCAAGCUGCAGGUGAAGAAGGGGAAGCCGGUGCUCAAGGCCGGAGAGGUGAUGGUGCGGGUCAAGGCUUGCGGGCUGAACUUCGCCGACUUGAUGGCCAGGCAGGGGCUGUACGACCGCCUGCCGUCCCCGCCGGUCACCCCGGGGAUGGAGUGCUCCGGGGUGGUGGAGGCUGUAGGGGAAGAAGUGACAGAAAGAAAAGUCGGCGACAAGGUGAUGGUGCUGAGCCGUUUCGGCCUCUGGCAGGAGGUGGCGGCGGUGCCGGCGAGCCACACCUUCCUCAUCCCGGAGGGCAUGAGCUUCGAGGAGGCAGCGGCGCUUCCUGUCAACUUCAUCACCGCCUACAUGAUGCUGUUUGACUUUGGCAACCUCCGGCCCAACCAGAGCGUGCUCAUCCAUGCUGCUGCAGGUGGUGUCGGCAUCGCAGCCACCCAGCUGUGCAAGACAGUGAAGGAUGUGACUGUGUUCGGCACCGCAUCAGCCAGCAAGCACGAGACCAUCGGAGAGGGCGGGGUCACGCAUCCCAUCGACUAUCGCACCAAGGACUACGUGGAGGAAGUUCGCAAGAUCAGUCCAAAAGGGCUGGACAUUAUCCUGGACCCUCUCGGAGGAUCGGACACCCAUAAGGCCUACAACCUGCUGAAGCCUAUGGGCAAACUUAUCACCUAUGGUGCGGCGAACAUGCUGGCGGGCCAGAAGAAGAACCUGAUCGCCGUGGCCAAGAACUGGUACCACCAGUUCUCCAUCCACACACUCAGCCUCAUCCAGGGGAACAAGUCGGUGUGCGGCUUCCACCUGGGCUACCUGGACGGGGAGACCGAGCUCAUCACGGAGGCCAUGAACAUCAUCCUGGAUCUGUACAAGCAGGGAAAGGUCAAGCCCCGCAUUGACUCCACUUGGCAUCUUGAGCAGGUGGGCGAUGCCAUGAGGAAGAUGCAGGAGAGGAACAACAUUGGCAAAGUCAUCCUCAGCACGGAGCCAAUGCCCGAGGAGGAGAAGAAGGAGGAGCCUAAGAAGGAGGACAAGAAAGAGGAAAAGAAGAAGGAAGAGAAGAAGAAGGACGACAAGAAGAAGGAGGAGCCCAAGAAAGAGGAGAAGAAGGACGACAAGAAGAAGGAGGAGCCCAAGAAGGAGGAGCCUAAGAAGGAGGAGGCCAAGAAGGAGGAAGAGAAGAAGGAGGAGGUCAAGAAGGAGGAGAAGUGAGGGGGAGGGAUUGAUAGUCAAGCAGACCAGCAGGGAGUUUGUGUCCUGGGAGCACGGGGAGUGGGAUGGUGGGGUGGGGUGACGGAUGGGGAUGGGGCAGCAGGGGGGGAGGGUGGAGCAUAAGCAAGAACGGGAAGGAGUUAGAGGGCUAGAUUACAAAAUGAUCUCACCACUGUCAGUCUUAUACAUCUCUUCUGCUUCAGCCUCUCGAGUCCACACUGGCACCGGUCACUCAGGCCUGGCUCCACCCACGCCCUCUCGCUUACCAUUUUCUAACCAAACAAAAAAUGAUCCAAUCACUUUUCCCACCCUGGGUGCUCCGAACUUUUCCCCUUGCCUCACUCCUUGCGACACCUGAAGGAUUUUUCUUCUCCUAUUCGGAACGACUGAGACAAGGGAGCCGUGGAGGACUGUGGGUAGGGUCCAGGCUCGGGGGAGCUAGUGGUGGUGGUGGUGGUGCAGGGGGGUUGUUUCCUUGACAACUGUUAAUUCCCCCCUGCCGACCCGUGCCACGGCCCCGCCCUCACCCUCCCCCCCAUGCCUCUCAGCACCUCAACUCCCACUGUGCUAAAUUG